UCACCCCGUCACUGGGCUUUGAACCGCCGACCUUCCAGUUGGCAAGCCCUAGGCUCAGUGGCUUAGACCAUAGCGCCACCCGCGUCUGCUUUGCUUAGGGGGUGGCUAUAUGUCAAUGAGCAUGCACCCUGAUUUGAUUGCAAGGCCUUCACACACCUUCCUGACAAUGAUUUGUUCAUUCCACACUUUGCAGUGCUUUCCCCUGUUGCUUUCCAAACUGCAAAAAGGACCACUCUCUCUUUUUAAAGUGGAUUUGUUGCUUUAAUCCACUUCAUUUGCACAGACCUAAAGUUCUGACUCCGUCCUCCAUAAUACUGAGAUGCUGCAGGCAUCUUGAGUUUCUAAUCUUUCUAAUCUCCCUUCCUCAUUCAUGGACAGGUAGGGAGAGUCCCAUAGGGGCAUGUAACUUUCUACCAGCAUUGCCCAGAGAAAUGCUUGUGCAAUUCGAAAUUCCCCUGAAUUACAGGUUUUUAUUCUUUCUGCUUGCACUUUUACCAAAAAAAAUUGUCCAUCUCUGUGAGGGGGAGGCUCCUUGGAUUUAUAGGCAGCGCUUGGGAUGCCCAUCCACUUCUUUGCAGAGCCAAAGUACCAGGAGCAGCAAAGUCAAGAGGGCCGUCAGCUCCCAAAUGGGCCUCUUUGGAGUGUUGCCCUUCUUGCUGGUCUCCUGCAUCACCUUCUUGCUUAUCCUAAUCCGGAGGAGAGAUGCCACAAAGGGCAAACUGCCCCCGGGCCCCACCCCAUUGCCUUUGGUGGGCAACUUGCUCCAGUUGAAUAUUUGGGACAUCAUUGCGUCUUUUCAGAAGGUCAGUGAGCAGUAUGGCUCAGUCUUCACUGUCUACAUGGGCUCCCGGCCAAUUGUGGUGCUGUGCGGUUAUGGAACCAUAAAGGAAGCACUCAUAGAUAAUGCAGAAGCAUUUGGAGGGAGAGGACUGAUGAUGGGUAUGGAUGAAAGCAUCAGGGAUUAUGGCGUGGUUUCCACCAACGGGGAACGGUGGAGGCAGCUGCGUCGCUUCUCCCUCACCACCCUGAGGAACUUUGGGAUGGGGAAGAGAUCCAUCGAGGAGCGGAUCCAGGAAGAGGCCCAGUUCCUGGUGGAAGCCCUGAGGAAAACGGAAGGGCACCCAUUUGACCCAACCUUCUACCUCAGCCAUGCCGUCUCCAAUGUUAUCUGCUCUGUGGUUUUUGGCCAGCGGUUUGAAUAUGAAGACAAACAGUUUGUCUUUUUACUUGAUGUGAUCAACAAAUCCUUCCGGCUCAUGUUUUCCACAGCGUCGCAGAUGAAGAAUUUUUUCCCGGGCCUGAUGCGGAUCCUGCCUGGGCCUCACCAAGAAGUGCCCAAGUACAUGAAGAAGUUAAUAAACUUCAUCUCUCAGAGGGUCCAGAUCCACCGGGAAUCCUUCGAUCCAAAUUGCCCCCGGGACUUCAUUGACUGUUUCCUGGCCAAAAUGGAGCAGGAGAAAGAGAACCCAACUUCGGAAUUCCAUAAUGAGAACUUGGCUGUUACGGUUCUUAACCUGUUCUUUGCAGGAACAGAGACAGUCAGCACCACCCUCAGAUACAGACUUCUCAUCCUCCUCCGAUACCCAGAGAUAGAAGCUAAGGUCCAAGAGGAGAUUGACCGGGUCAUUGGGAGGAACCGCAGCCCCUCCUUAGAGGACCGGAGUCAGAUGCCCUUCACGGAUGCUGUCAUUCAUGAGAUCCAGCGCUUUAUAGACGUCUCCCCACUGGCACCUCCUCAUUCGGUGACCUGUGACACACAUUUCCGGGGCUUCAGCAUUCCCAAGGGAACCACAGUAGUGCCAUUCCUGUCGUCCUGCCUGCAUGACCCCCAGCACUUUCAGACACCGAGGAAGUUCAAUCCUCAGCACUUCCUGGAUGAAAGAGGGUCCUUCAGGAAGAAUGAGGCCUCCCUCCCAUUUUCAACAGGGAAAAGGGUCUGCCUUGGCGAAGGUUUGGCCCGUAUGGAGCUCUUCCUAUUCCUCACAACGGUGUUGCAAAACUGCCACCUAAAAUCUCUCCAGGAGAGGGAGGAAAUAGACAUUUCAGCGGAUGUGCGAGGCAGUUCAAAACUUCCCCCGCCUUAUAAUCUUUGCAUGGUUCCCCGGUAAAUGGUCCCUGCUGCAUGAGCGCUGAGAUAUUUGGGGGAUGCCUCUUCUAUCUCUCUGAUUGGGAGAUAAUAUUAACACAAUGAAGGUUUGUGGCUGAAAAACUGCUUUGAAAAUCACUGUGACUAAAGUGUGUUAUGUGUAGAUCUCAAUAUAAAAGGAGUCUGCCCUGCUUGC
Molecule: messenger RNA, 2282 nt
Organism: Podarcis muralis (Common wall lizard)
Lineage: Eukaryota; Metazoa; Chordata; Lepidosauria; Squamata; Lacertidae
Source: RefSeq, a predicted model, not a curated record